ACAGAGGCCUAGCGCAUGCGCACAAUCCUUAAAACGUUCCUUUCGUGGCCCGCCCAACCGAGCCCAAGGGAGCAUACGAGGCGGCGGAGUAAGGGACUAGAGUGUCCAUUUCCUCCGCUCGCCACGCGCUCCCGGCCACGUUUCCUUUGGGUUGCGCAGAGUACUCGUAGUUCCGGUCCGGCGCCGCAAAACUGCUCCUUUUCUGCAAGCUCUGUGGGAACGCCAAGAAACAAGAUGAUCACGGACGUGCAGCUGGCCAUCUUCGCCAACAUGCUGGGCGUGUCGCUCUUCCUGCUCGUGGUUCUCUAUCACUACGUGGCGGUCAAUAACCCUAAGAAGCAGGAGUGAGGCGGCGCGGCCCCCCGCAGAUGGCUCUGCGCUCUGGAGGAAGCGUUUUCGGGCUCAUCUCUCCUGCCUGCUCAGAGCCGAGGAUGCCACAAGCCUGAGCCACGCAAAGGCCCCGAGGGACGCGGAGAAGCCUGCCACCAGGACCAAAAGCCUCGAAGAGGAUGGGAAGCAGCUGCUCCAAGGCUGAGGGGUUUGGGCCCCUAUUAAACAUCCCCCUCCUCUUUUGAA
Sarcophilus harrisii (Tasmanian devil) is the source of this 576-nucleotide messenger RNA. It is a transcript of the gene OST4, whose product is annotated as oligosaccharyltransferase complex subunit 4, non-catalytic. Gene Ontology annotation, cellular component: oligosaccharyltransferase complex. The record is from RefSeq and is a predicted model, not a curated record. The coding region runs from base 16 to 348 and encodes 110 amino acids. Lineage: Eukaryota; Metazoa; Chordata; Mammalia; Dasyuromorphia; Dasyuridae. The transcript is spliced from 3 exons.